AUGCCUGAGAAGAAUGUUGUGUCAUGUAAUACAACGAUUGAAUGUUAUCCCAUGGUUGGUGAAAUUCAAGCUGCUCAAGAAGCUUUUGAUAAGAUGUCUCAUAGGGAUUUGAUCUCAUGGAAUGACAUGAUAUCUGGUUAUGCAGGUCAUGGAAACAUGUUGGCUGCUAGGAAACUUUUCGAUCAGAUGCCAGAGGGAGGAAUUGGUUCUUGGAAUGCAUUGCUUUCUGGGUAUUCUCAUAGAGGAGAAUGGUGUGAGGCUACAGAACUUUUCUGGGCUUUGUGCUUGGGGCCUGUCAAACCUAACCAUGUUACUAUUGGAUAUAAUUUUGUCUGCUUGUGGUUAACUAGGAGCUUUAGAAAUCUGAAGGCAUUUGAUAUUUAUGCUAAAUGUGGCGGUCUCGAUGAAGCUUAUAAAGUGUCUUCUGAGAUGCCUGCCAAGGAUGUGAUAAUAGAGCAGAUGGUUAAGGUGCCUUUGUUUGCCACUACCAAGUAUGAUGCUAUUGUAAGAGAUAUUGGUAAAUGUGCACUAUAUCCCAAUGGUCUGUGA
Phoenix dactylifera (date palm) is the source of this 549-nucleotide messenger RNA. The record is from RefSeq and is a predicted model, not a curated record. NCBI's taxonomy places the organism in Eukaryota, Viridiplantae, Streptophyta, Magnoliopsida, Arecales, Arecaceae.